Molecule: messenger RNA, 8409 nt
Organism: Larimichthys crocea (large yellow croaker)
Lineage: Eukaryota; Metazoa; Chordata; Actinopteri; Sciaenidae
Gene: ttc28
Product: tetratricopeptide repeat domain 28
Exons: 34
Coding region: 207-7880 (2557 amino acids)
Molecular function (GO): protein binding
Source: RefSeq, a predicted model, not a curated record
AAGCUCUGGAGCACCGCAACACAGCGCACAACUCCCCGCGUCUGAUCGAUAGGUUUACGCGCAGUGGACCGUGGAUCUCAUACAAUAACAGUGCGUGCGGGGCUCGUAUUGUUUCGGAUGGUGUGUUUUCCUGCUCCUGCCUCUCUGCUGCUGCCGCUGUUCGGGAUGAAAGUUUGAGAGCUGUCGGGUUUUUAACAGAGAGCAGGAUGGAAAAGCAAAGAACCAGGAAAGAAAAGUUCUCUCUGUUUGGUUCUCGCUCCACCAGCAGGACCACCAACCCUCCGUCCUCGUCCUCCUCCUCUUCGUCCCCCGUGAUCUCUCCAGCCCACUCAUUAAAAAGGUCGGACCGGCCUCCGUGCUCCGGCGCCCCCGGCCUGAGCAAAGCAGAAUUCCUGGAGCGAGUGCGCCGCAGUAACCAGGCCUGCCAGCAGGGGGAGUACGCUCUGGCCGUGCGUCUCUACAGCGAGGCCCUCACCGCCGACCCCCAAAACUGCAUCUUGUACAGUAACCGCUCCGCCGCCUAUCUCAGACUGGGACAGUACAGCACCGCUCUGGACGACGCAAUCAAAGCACGUCUCAUCAACCCCAAAUGGCCCAAGGCCUACUUUCGUCAGGGGGUUGCCCUGCAGUACCUGGGCCGUCAUGCCGACGCCCUGGCAGCAUUCGCCUCCGGCCUCGCCCAGGACCCCAAGAGUCUGCAGCUGCUCGUUGGCAUGGUGGAGGCUGCCAUGAAAUCCCCCCUCAGAGACACCCUUGAGCCCACCUACCAGCAGCUCCAGAAGAUGAAGCUGGACAAGAGUCCGUUCGUGGUCGUGUCUGUCAUCGGUCAGGAGCUGCUGACCCACAGUUUCCACGGCGCCUCUGUUGUGGUCCUGGAGGCCGGGCUGAAGAUCGGCACAUGCUCGCUGAAGUUGCGUGGGUCUGUCUUCUCGGCCCUGAGCUCCGCGUACUGGUCUUUAGGUAACACGGACAAGAGUAUGGCCUACAUGCAGCAGGACCUGGAGGUGACCAAGACCUUAGGUGACCAGUCAGGUGAAUGCCGAGCUCAUGGGAACCUUGGCUCGGCGCUCUUCUCCAAAGGCAGCUACAGAGAAGCUUUGGCCAAUCACAGGAACCAACUCGUGCUCGCCAUGAAGCUCAAGGACAGAGAGGCUGCGUCCGAUGCCCUCAGCAGUCUGGGCCAUGUGUACACAGCUAUCGGUGACUACCCCAACGCGCUGGCGAGUCAUAAACAGUGUGUGCUGUUGGCGCGACAAACCCAGUGCCAGCUCUCUGAGGCUCGCCAACUGGGCAACAUGGGCGCCGUGUACACGGCGCUGGGAGACUUCACCAAUGCUGUUCAGUGCCACGAGCAGCACUUGGACAUCGCAAAGACUUUGGAGAACCGGCGUGAAGAGGCACGGGCAUACAGCAACCUGGGCAGCGCCUACCACUCUCAACGGGACUUCGAUAAGGCCAUAUCGUACCAUACACGAGUACUGGAGCUGGCACAGGAGCAGGGCGACAGAGCCAUCGAGAUGAGGGCAUAUGCUGGACUGGGGCACGCUGCCCGAUGCAUGCAGGACCUGGAGAGGGCUCGUCAGUACCACCAACACCAGCUAGAAAUCGCCCAGGAGCUGCAGGACAGAGCGGCUCAGGGCCGGGCCUCGUCUAACCUGGGCAUCAUACACCAGAUGAAGGGGGAAUACGAGGCAGCACUGAAGCUCCACAAAGCCCAUCUGUCCUUCGCCCAGGAGCUGAGCGACUACGCUGCCCAGGGGAGGGCCUACGGGAACAUGGGCAACGCCUAUCACGCACUCGGCAUCUACGACCAAGCUGUCCGGUACCACCGACAAGAACUACAGAUCUCACUGGAGGUGAAUGACCGUCCAUCCCAGGCCUCCACACAUGGGAACCUAGCUGUUGCCUACCAGGCGCUGGGUGCUCACGACCGAGCUCUACAGCACUACCUUCAUCACCUGACCAUCGCACGAGAGCUCCGAGACACUCAAAGCGAAGCAAGAGCACUAGCCAACUUGGGUAACUUCCACAGUUGGAGAGGUGAAUAUGCUCAGGCUUUGCCAUACUACCAGCAGUACCUGGCUCUGGCCCCAGGUUUGCAAGAUCUGGAGGGAGAAGGCAAGGUUUGCCACAACCUCGGCUACGCUCACUACUGCCUGGGACAGUACCGAGACGCUGUCAGGUAUUACGAACAGGACCUGGCCUUGGCGAAGGACCUCCAAGAUAAAUUCGCCCAGGCAAAAGCCUACUGUAACCUUGGUCUGGCCCACAAAGCACUUGGGGAGUACAACAAAGCAGAGGAGUGUCAGAGAUACCUUCUCUCCCUCGCACAAGCCUUGGAUAACACACAGGCGGUGUUCAGGGCCUUUGGGAAUCUGGGGGAUGUGUGUGUUUGUCGGGGAGAUCUUCCAGGAGCCGUGAGGUUCUACCAGCAGCAGUUAACCCUCGCGCAGAAGGUCAGCGAUCAGAAGAUGGAGGCUGAUGCAUACUCAGCACUUGGAUCAGUUCACAGGCUUCUCCGCCAGCUGGAUACAGCGCUAUCCUUCCACAGCCAGGAACUCACCGUCCGGAAGGAUCUAGGCGAUCAGCAGGGGGAGUGCCGCACCCUUGGCCACUUGGCGGCGGUACACAUGGCCCUCGGAGACUACGCUACAACUUUUCAGUGUUAUGAGGCCCAGCUGGGUCUCGCACAGGGACUCAGGGAUGCCCGCCUGGAGGCCCAGGUCCAUGGGAAUAUGGGCAUCACCAAAAUGAACAUGGGGGUGUUUGAGGAGGCGAUCGGAUACUUUGAGCAGCAGCUGGCCAUGCUGCAGCAGCUCAGUGGAACUGAGAGCAUGCUGGACAGGGGUAGGGCCUACGGGAACCUGGCAGACUGCUACGAUGCUCUGGGAGACUAUGAGGAGGCUAUUCAGUACUACGAGAAGUACCUGACGAUGGCGCAGAGUCUCAACCAUGUUCAGGACCAGGAGAAGGCCUACAGAGGGCUCGGCAAUGCGCACAGGUCGAUGGGAAGCCUCCAGCAGUCGUUGGUGUGCUUUGAGAAGCGGCUGGUGGUGGCCCACGAGCUGGGUGGAGAAGGCGGGGGUAAAGCUCAGGCUUAUUGGGAGCUGGGCACUUUACACAGCCAGCUGGGCAACUACGAGCAGGCCCUCUCCUGCCUGGAACACCAGCUUAACAUUGCACGCACAGCGGGGGAUAAAUCCCUGGAAGCGGAGGCGAGCGAUGCUCUUGGAGGAGUUUAUCAGCUGAUGGCAGACAACGAGACGGCGCUACAGUGGCAUCAACGGGCGUUAGACAUAGCCGAGCAGACGGGAUGUGUGAGGAGUCAGGGCCGAGCCUACGGCAACCUGGGACUGACCUACGAAGCUCUGGGCAACUACGAGCGAGCCGUGGUCUUCCAGGAGCAGCACCUGAGCGUGGCAGCGCAAACCAACGAUCUUAUUGCCAAAACUCUCGCCUACGGGAGCCUUGGGAGGAUACACCACGCACUGCAAAACUACGCACAGGCUGUGAUGUACCUACAGGAAGGUCUGCGUCUGGCAGAGCAGUUAGGUCGAAGGGAAGAAGAAGCUAAGAUACGCCAUCGCCUCGGCCUGUCGCUGUGGGCCGGAGGAAACCUGGAGGAGGCACAACACCAGUUGUACAGAGCGUCCGUGCUAUUCGAGACGAUUCGUCACGAGACGCAGCACAGCACGGAUUACAAGCUCUCCCUGUUUGACCUGCAGACCAGCUCGUACCAGGCUCUCCAGAGGGUCCUCGUCAGCCUAGGGCGGCACGACGAGGCGCUGGCGAUAGCGGAGAGAGGGCGGACGCGCGCCUUCGCCGAUCUCCUGGUCGAACGCCAGAAAGGGAGUCAGCAAGCGGCGAGCGCCGACCCUUACGUCCCCGUGACCGUGGAGAACAUCCUGGAGACGGUCAACGGUCAGAGAGCCAUGGUCCUCUAUUACUCCCUGGCUGGAGGCUUUCUGUACAGCUGGCUGAUAUCUCCAGGGACAGGUAUCGUGAAGUUUAACGAGGUGUAUCUCGGAGAGGCCGGAGUGGAGGCGUCUGAGCUCCAGGAUGGUGGUGGUGGUGGUGGUGGGAGCCCACAGGGUGGAGGAGGAGCAGGCGGAGGAGGUCCACUGUCUAUGGAGCAGUACAUCUGCAACGCUAGAGAGGCUCUGGGAGUGGACAGCCAUUACAGCAGAGUUUGCUCCAGCAGUGAAACAGAGAGUGAAGCCGGAGAUCUGUUGGAGCAACAGUUUGAGGAGCUGAACAACAAACUCACCUCAGCCACUGACCCCACAGGCUACCUCCGCAUGGUGUCCAGAAACAACCUCUUCAACAGAAGCUGUCAGAGCAUGACGAGCCUGUACAGUGCCACGGUAUCUCCAGUGAAGGACAGUUCAUCAUCUCCUCUUUGCCGACCGAGUAACAUCAGCAAACCUCCUCUACGAGCUCUUUACGACUUACUCAUAGCACCAAUGGAAGGGGGUCUGAUGCACAGCAGUGGACCGGUGGGCAGACACCGACAGCUCGUGUUAGUGCUGGAGGGGGAAUUGUACCUGAUCCCGUUUGCUUUGCUCAAAGGCAGCUCCUCCAACGAGUACCUUUACGAGAGGUUCAGUCUCAUUUCUGUACCUUCGUUAGGCAGCCUGGGAGCCACAAUCAAGCCUCAUCCUCGUCGUGGCGGCCCCUUACUUUGCUCAGAUGGAGGUUCAGUAGCCGCCGUGGUCGGGGCUCCUCGCCUGCCUCCCUCUGUGAUGGACCGCUGGCUGUGGGGCCCCUUACCUUCAGCCCAAGAUGAAGCUCUUUGGCUGGGGGAGCAGCUGGGAUGUCAUCCCCUAACCGGAGCAAACGCCACAAAGGAGCGCGUCCUAGCGGCUCUGAGUCAGGCGGAGUGCGUUCACUUUGCCACUCACAUAUCCUGGAAGCUCGCCGCUUUGAUUCUCGCCCCGAGCCAAGAGCACGCCGGAGGCGACGGGGCGGGCGGGCGACCCAGGGAGAAGUCUCCGAGUGGAGCGUCGACCUCGGGCGAGACUGCAGGUCAGGAUGGAAAGAUCAGGGGCUCGUUUAGGAGUCAGAGCAGCCCGGAGAGACUCCGAGCGACGGAGGAAAUAAGCGAAGAUGGAGGAAGUGUGUGUGAAGUGGAGAGUGUGUGCAACAGUCCACCCCUCCACGACUUCCUCCUCACUGCUGCAGACAUACUGGACCUGUGCUUGAGCGUCAAACUGGUGGUUCUGAGGUUGUACCCAGAGUCCAGCUGCAGGGUGUCGGCCGACGGGGUGGUGGGUCUGACCCGGGCCUUCUUGGCUGCCGGGGUCCAGUGUGUGUGCGUGUCCCUGUGGCCUGUACCGAUAGCUGCGUCCAAACUGUUCACGCACACCUUCUACACGGCGCUUCUCAACGGGACCAAAGCCAGCGCCGCUCUGACGGAGGCCAUGAAGACGCUGCAGAGCAGCAAGCACUUCUCGCAUCCGUCCAACUGGGCCGGUUACAUGCUGAUCGGCAGCGAUGUGAAGCUGAACAGUCCGAUGUCGCUGGUGGGCCAAGCCCUGGCAGAGAUCCUGCAGUACCCAGAGAGAGCCAGGGACGCCCUCCGAGUGCUGCUGCACCUGGUUGAGAAGUCUUUGCAGCGUAUUCAGAGCGGGCAGUGUAACCCGAUGUACACGUCGCAGCAGAGCGUGGAGAACAAGGUGGGUGGGGUGCCCGGGUGGCAGGCCCUCCUGUCUGCGGUGGGUUUCCGGUUGGACUUCUCUGGCAGCGGUGCCGGCCUCCCUGCGGCGGUUUUCUUCCCCACCUCGGACCCCGGGGAUCGGCUGCAGCAGUGCAGCACCACUCUCCAGUCUCUGCUCGGUCUCACUCCUCCAGCUCUGCAGGCUCUCUGUAAACUGGUCACAACAUCCGAGGCCGGAGAGCAGCUCAUUCACAAGCUCCACCAGGUCCUCGUGCAGCUGCAGUCGGGCGACAAAGAACAAGACUUUUCUCUGGCUCCCAUUCAGGUGUCGAUAAGCGUGCAGCUCUGGAGGCUUCCAGGCUGUCACGAGUUCCUGGCUGCACUCGGUUUCGAUCUCUGCGAGGUCGGUCAGGAGGAAGUCGUCUUGAAGACUGGAAAGCAGGCCAGCAGGCGCAUCAUGCAUUUCGCUCUUCAGUCUCUUCUCGCGCUCUUCGACUCCACAGAGCUUCCCAAGCGUCUGAGCAUGGACAGUUCGUCCUCCCUGGAGUCCCUGUCGUCCUCCCAGUCGGCCUCCCAGCCUCACUCCUUACCCCUCUCCUUCGGCUGUUACCCGCCCCAGCCCUCCUUCUUACCCCCGGUCUGCCCCGACAACCUCUCCUGCGACGCCAUCUCCGUCUACAGCCUCAGCUCCCUCGCCUCCUCCCUCAGUUUCCUGUCCCGACCCGAGCCUGCGGGAAGCGACAUCAUCAGCCAGCGCUCGCACCAGCAGGACGUAGACAGACCUCGCGGCCUCUACGCCUCGCACCGCCACUCGGGCGGCCUGCAGAGAGGUCGACUGACCAAUCACGGAGGAGGAGGAUUGGCAGGAGAAGGGGAGGACGAGGAGUACGAGGGGUACUCCAUUAUCAGCAGUGAGCCGUUAGGGCGAGGGAGGAGGGAGUGCGACACUCUGCCGCUGCCUGCCGGGCACAGACAAGGCCGAGGCGGCGCUGGGAGAGGGUCUGCCGGCGGUCACGGGUACCCCGUCACAGUUUCCUCCAAGGGAAGCAUCAGCACACCUACGUCUCCGAUCAAAGCUCCGCCGCUGCCGCUGAAAGUUCCCAGCAGCCCCAAACCCAAACAGGAAAUCUCAUCUCCUCAGAGGACCGGCAAAGGAAAGGUCAGCAGCUCUGAGUCGGACCAGUCCAGUACCGAGACGGACAGCACGGUCAAGUCUCAGGAGGAGAGGACGGUCCCCGCGGGACAACUCGAUCCUCAGGAACUGGCCCAGAAGAUCCUGGAGGAGACCCAGAGCCACAUGCAAGCUGUGGAGAGCCUGCAGAAAGCAAACAUUAGAGGGAAGACGGCGAGAGGGCCCGAGGGGAGGCAGGAGGCACACGGCAAGCAGACCUCUCUGUCUACACCCGCAACCCCGACUCUGACGCCCACUGGAGGUGCACGAGGGUUUCAGCCGUCAGAGACGAGCGCGUUCAGCAGACCGCCCAGCAGAGCGAGUCUGAAGGCGUGCUCCUCUCCUCUUUCCUUCCCUAGUCACCUUUCACCCGUCUCCACUUCUGUUUCAACACCUCCCCCAACUCGGCCUAAACCGCCGUCCCGCUCGUCGUCGCUGCAGAAAAUCAGCUCGGGCUACAGCAGCCCAGCUCACUCGUCUCCUUCGUUAUCUCUCUCUGUGAAGGAGCAGGCUUCCCCCGACGUGCACUCGCAGGCUCAGAUCAAACUGAAAUACCCUACCUCACCUUACACCGCCCACAUCUCACCUUCCCACUCUCCCGCCGGCAGCGCCCCGUCGCCGUCUCUUUCGUACUCCUCCACGGGAUCCGUCUCGGCGUCGUCCAGCCCGGCGAACACCCCCGAACUAAACCAGUCCAGACAUGAUAAUAAAGUCCAGGCGAUUCAUAAUUUAAAAACCUUCUGGGCCAACGCUGGCCAGAAACACGACGUGCCCUGUCCUGCCAGUUUACUCCGAGGUGGGAAUAAAAAAAUGAGUACAGUUCAGAAAGAUGUUUUGGGUUUGCUUAAUCUCUCGCCGAGACACGAGUCCGCCAGCAAGAACGGAGAGUCACCCGAGGAGCGCAACACUGACGACAGGCCGAACGGUCACCAAAAACUGGAGGCCAAACCUCCACCACCUCCAACAAACUCUAAAGGAGGCAUCAAACUCCCCUCUGGGAACGGCUACAAGUUCCUCUCACCUGGACACUUCUUUCCAUCGUCUAAGUGUUGAGAGUCGGGCCAAUCUUCUCUUUCGUUUUCGGUGUUUGUACCACGACAGAAGCUGUCCGUUUCGUCAGCCACAUUUUUAGCAAUACCUGCUGAAGACGAGGAUUUCAGAAAGUACUGUUUCAUACGUGUCAUUGCUUUUUUUUUGUGAAGGGAUGUUAAUGUUCUGAAUGUGAUGACUGUGCCUUCUUCUGGAGAGAGAGAGAGAGAGAGCUGGGAGGACAGACUAACUCUAAGAGAAGUCUCUGGCUUUAAUUGUGUUUUCAUGACUGACUAGAGCGCAUGUGUCUCGAUGCCUCCAUGUACUGUACUCGCAGUCUGUCGACUGAACGCCUGAGAAAAAGGAGAACGUUCCAAACGCUCGCUAUGUUUGUGUAAGUUGACCUGAAUUUGAUUUAUUGUGUAAUAAUUAUUGUUAAAUGUCAUUAUCGAUGCUUAUUAUUGUCUUUUAUUUUGUAAAGUAAACUGUGUUUUCCAGUCAUUAUUACACAUUUUAUAAAGACAAUUAAACCGAGGAGGAAAACAUUUCCAUA